Molecule: messenger RNA, 1458 nt
Organism: Strongyloides ratti
Lineage: Eukaryota; Metazoa; Nematoda; Chromadorea; Rhabditida; Strongyloididae
Product: Bestrophin/UPF0187 family-containing protein
Exons: 4
Coding region: 1-1458 (485 amino acids)
Molecular function (GO): chloride channel activity
Source: RefSeq, a predicted model, not a curated record
AUGACAGUUCCGUAUGCUUGUGAUGUUGCUUCUUCUGAUAAAAUUGGUAUGCUAAAAAUUCUAUUCAAGUGGAAUGGAUCUAUUUGGAAGUCUGUAAUCUUAGAAUUGUUUGUUUUCAUGAUAGCAUACGCUGGAGUUGCUGUUUUGAUAAGAGAAAUUUUAACAGAUACUCAACGAAUAAAAUUUGUAGAGAUAAGAUCGCAAUUGUCAGAGUGUCUUAAACGUAUUCCAUUAGUUUUUUUACUUGGUUUCUUUGUUUCUGUUGUCUUUAAUCGUUGGGUUGACAUGUUUAAAAAGAUAGGUUUUAUUGAUAAUAUAGCUUUAAUCUUGGCAUGUCAUAUACCUGAUGGUACUCAUGAAACACAUCAAAGAAAGAGAAAUAUUAUAAGAUAUUGUGUUUUAUCACAAGCUUUGGUUUUUCGUGAUAUUUCAAUACAGGUAAAAAAACGACUACCAACAGAUGAAUCUUUAAUUGACUCUGGAUUGAUGACACGUCAAGAGUAUCUUAUUUAUAAAAAAGAAGAAGAUAAUCCUAAAUAUUGGAUGCCUAUACAAUGGGCUAUGGCUGUUUGUUAUGAUCUUAGAUAUAAACAUAAUGUUAUAAAAAGUGAUCCAGUUUUACUAAAUAUUGUUGAUAGGAUUAGAGAUUUUCGUACUGAUUUACAGGGAUUACUUUGUUAUGAUUGGGUACCGGUACCUUUAAGUUACCCACAAAUUGUUUAUCUUGUUGUUAGAGUUUAUUUUAUUAUUUCUGUUUUUGCUAGGCAAGGAGUUGACCGUGAUAGGAUUGAUCAUUAUGUACCUUUUAUGACAAUACUUGAAUUUUUAUUUAUUACUGGUUGGGUUAAAGUUGCUGAAGCUUUAUUAAAUCCUUUUGGUGAAGACGAUGAUGAUUUUGAAACUUUUUGGUUUUUGGAAAGAAAUUUAUCUAAAGGUUUAGAAAUUGUAAAAUGUAGAAGUGGUCCACAAAAUGAUCAAGAGGAUGUAUUUGAUGAAACAACGUUAGCAAAACCAUUUCCUGUUAAAACUAAAUGUCAACCAAGAAGAAAUGUUCAUCCUUAUAAAGGAUCAGCAGCUAUGUUAAAGUUAGAACAAACAGCAAAUGAUAUGAAAAAUAUUGUUACUGGAUCAUUAUUUAGUCAUGAUAAUAAAAUAAGCCCAAUAGAAACACAUCUUAAAGAUUCAAUAAAAAGAAUUCGCAAUAUAAGUUCAUCAAUUAUUGAAAUUAAUGAAAAUGAUCAUCAUAAUUUAGAAUCAAAUUCAGUUCCACAAUCUCCAACUAUAUUAAAAAAAAACUUGUCAAAAACAACUGAAAAUAAUUUUGAUCUAGCAAUAUCAGAUAAAUCAAAAGAUUCAAUUAUUAAAAGUGCUUUACCUCUUUUCACAGUAUUAGAGAACCAAUCACCAAUGAAUACUAAUAUUGAAACUCAUGAUAUAGAAAGAAAAAAGUCGGCAUAA